GUCUUGGUUGGGGGCCGUCCCGCACCUAAGACAGGAAGAUGGUGGCAGCAAAGAAGACGAAAAAGUCUCUGGAGUCGAUCAACUCUCGGCUCCAGCUUGUUAUGAAAAGUGGGAAGUAUGUUCUGGGAUACAAACAGACUCUGAAGAUGAUCAGACAGGGCAAAGCGAAAUUGGUGAUCCUCGCCAACAACUGCCCCGCCUUGAGGAAAUCUGAAAUAGAAUACUAUGCCAUGUUGGCUAAAACUGGUGUCCAUCACUACAGUGGCAAUAACAUUGAGUUGGGCACAGUGUGUGGAAAAUACUACAGAGUAUGCACACUGGCCACCAUUGACCCAGGUGAUUCUGACAUUAUUAGAAGCAUGCCAGAACAGACUGGUGAAAAGUAA
Molecule: messenger RNA, 386 nt
Organism: Microtus oregoni (creeping vole)
Lineage: Eukaryota; Metazoa; Chordata; Mammalia; Rodentia; Cricetidae
Product: 60S ribosomal protein L30-like
Exons: 1
Coding region: 39-386 (115 amino acids)
Cellular component (GO): cytosolic large ribosomal subunit
Molecular function (GO): RNA binding; structural constituent of ribosome
Source: RefSeq, a predicted model, not a curated record